AUGAGAAACAAUACAACAAUUAGAUUCACUAUCGGAACACUCGUCACAAUUGCUGCCAGCUUAAUCCUGUUGUAUUAUUUCCGCAACAAAAAGGAAAGAAGCCGUAAAGAGUUAAGUUCAGAGAAACAAAGAAAAUCAGCAGAACAAUUACUACCGAAAAAGAGAGGACGACGAGUUCAAACACCCCGACGUGUAAUAUUAUCAAAACCUGUCUCACAUAUAAAAAAAUUUGUUGAUUCAGAAAAAACGAAAUAUACAACUUCUGAUGAAACUACUAGCGAUAGCUUAACUAAACUGGAUAUAACCAAUGUAUCAAAAAAAAUCAAAGAUUAUUCGCCAUCCAAUUAUGUGGAAACAUUGGAAGGCAGCGCUUCACCAGCUUCUUCAACAGAAAAAGGCAAGAGCCAAUAUUCGAGUGAAAAUUAUCCACCUGCAAUUAUCCCGAAGCAUAAAGAAUUGCCAAAAGUACUACUGUCAUCAGAGAAGUCAGAAGGAUUACGAGAUGAGAAGAGCAAAUCAGGAGAAUCUGUCGGCGUUACAAAAUCGCUUACACUUGAAGAGAUUCCUUCACCUACAGAGGUGAUUCCGAUUGAUUCGUAUUGCUACUGUGGACAAGAUGCGACAAUUUCUCCCAGUGCAGCAGGAGAGCUGAACGAAAAUUGCAAAGUGGAAUUGUUGCCAACGAUAGUGAAACCAGUCUCAUUCGAUCCUUAUUCACCGGAAGAUCUCACUCAAGUGGAAGGUGCAAGUGAUGAAAUGAGUAAAAAUUCGUUACAAAUGAGUGUGAAACCAAAGAAUCAUCGCAUUAUCGUACCUUUCUUGCCUAUUCUCCAUGCCAUUACUUAUGCAUCUAAACACGGUCAACUUAUUCAAGAACUUUUGCAAAAUUAUGAAUAUUAUGAAUCACAAUUCACUUGA
Messenger RNA from Cercopithifilaria johnstoni, 918 nucleotides. The record is from the annotation of a GenBank genome assembly. Lineage: Eukaryota; Metazoa; Nematoda; Chromadorea; Rhabditida; Onchocercidae.